Molecule: messenger RNA, 1113 nt
Organism: Mollisia scopiformis
Lineage: Eukaryota; Fungi; Ascomycota; Leotiomycetes; Helotiales; Mollisiaceae
Exons: 2
Coding region: 103-1047 (314 amino acids)
Source: RefSeq, a predicted model, not a curated record
GGGACAAAAGUUCUCUGCAUAAGCCGAGCCGGCUUUGCACAACUAGUAGGGGACAUAGUUUGAUUGGUCUUCCAUAUCACAAAAACGAGUUCGCUGAAUUUGAUGUCGCUUCGUGUUUCACAACCCAUGUACUUGUCGGUAUCAAACGAGCAAAAGUUCUAUGCAGUCGUGGAUAUCAUGGGCAACUUAAGAGCUGGAACAAAAGUUCCGUACAGCAGCUGCUUGACCAAGAUGACUCUACCUCGAGCCUACUCAAGUAUGCAAGUAUUACUAUGCUUCUCAAAAGUUGUGGGAUGCCAGCCAGAGAUAAAUACUGCCCGCUUCCUCGUUACUUUCUCUGGCUCUGGUUUCAAAGGCAAGACUUUCCUCUGCAUCUCUGAAUUGUUACGUUCAUUAUUCGACUUGUUGCAUUAUCCAGCUUUUGAGAUGGCUCAAAACGGACUUCGACCCUCAAAUCUUCUCUCUAGCAGAGAGAGCCAGACCGCAAAGAUUCAAUCUCCAUAUUCUAACACAGAGCACGAUUCCCGAAAUUUCAUAGUCAAUUCAUCUGAAGUUGGUAUCAACUUCCCAAUGAAUUUUCGGGCCGGCACUGCAUACGAGUCUUUCAACUCUCAGUGCGCACCAUACGAUAAUACCACACAUCACAUCUUUCCCUCUGCUAAUGCCCUCCUUCCAUCACCUGCCACCUAUCCAUACCGCAAUGGUACCCAUCAAGAUUCUUCUGGCGGACAUAGGGGAGCUCAUCGCAGAACCAAACGCUCCUCAAUGGCAAUCACUCCUCCAAAGCCAAUGAUGAAACGCUACUUAGCUUCGCCAUCCCACAACGACCCGUUUUAUGCCAUGGACUAUGAUAUUCCCAUCUCCUCCAAAUCACUACUAGAGGCACGCUCCUACACCGCCACCGCAGUCCCUAUUGCAUCAAAUUCCAACUUGAACCACCAAAGAUCUCGUCGAGGAGAUCUUGAAACGAGUCACAUGGGUGCGUGGAUACUUGAGACCGAGGUUGUUGCUGCGAACAUAGAUGCGUCCAUGGAAGAGAUGAAAUGAGGUGGCGAAGGAGUGAAGUCAGGACUCCUGAGUCAUGUUGGAGACUUAUGGCAGCGUGAGUGUUCG